Alligator mississippiensis (American alligator) is the source of this 1545-nucleotide messenger RNA. Its product is annotated as C-signal. The transcript has 6 exons. NCBI's taxonomy places the organism in Eukaryota, Metazoa, Chordata, Crocodylia, Alligatoridae. The record is from RefSeq and is a predicted model, not a curated record. The coding region runs from base 28 to 789 and encodes 253 amino acids.
CGGGGCGGCCGCAGCCCCGGGACCGGCAUGGCUCAGCCGCGCUGCCGCUCCGUGCUCAUCACCGGCUGCAGCCGCGGCAUCGGGCUGGGGCUGGUGCGGGGGCUGGCGGCCGGCCCCGCCGCCCCGGACCUGGUGCUCGCCACGUGCCGCUGCCCCGAGAAGGCGCAGGAACUCCAGCAGCUCAGCAAGCAAUACAACAAUAUCAGAUUGCUUCAACUUGAUGUGGUCUCUGAAAACAGCAUAAAAAAAGUAGUUAAGGAAGUAGAAGAAAUUGUAGGAGACAAAGGGCUGAACUGCCUCAUUAACAAUGCUGGCAUCAAUGUGCUUGCUUCCCUGGAAGAAGUCACUGCUGAAACAAUGCUCACCAUUUAUGAAACCAACACGGUUGCCCAGUUGAUGGUUACCAAGGCUUUUCUCCCCCUUCUGAGAAAGGCAGCCCAACUGAGCACUGGUAUGGGGUGUCACCGAGCUGCCAUUAUCAACAUGUCCUCGGUAGCUGCCUCCAUGCAGUUGGUCCAGGCAAAUGAGGUGUUCCUCAAAGUGUAUCCUUACAGAAUAGCAAAGACUGCACUGAAUAUGAUCACCAGGUGUCUUGCUGCAGACUUGAAAUCAGAUGGAAUUCUUUGUAUUUCUUUGCACCCAGGAUGGGUUCAAACUGAUAUGGGAGGAAACCUGGCUCCCUUACAGGUGGAAGAUUCAAUUCCGGGUAUCCUCUCAGUCCUGGCUAAUCUUGGUGAAAAGCAGAAUGGCUCCUUCCUAGACUGGCAAGGGGAAACAUUACCGUGGUAACAUAUACCACGGACAACGGGACCAGUUUGCCAGCUAAUAUUUAACUUGUGGCACUGUCUUUGUCUAUAGUUUCUUUUUUAUACUAGUUUUGAAAUAACCCAUUUGUUAUUCAACUGGACAGAUGUAUUUGGGGAGUAGUGACAGAUUUUUGUUUGUUUGUUUUUAAUCUGUAAUGACUUGACCAGAGCAAUAUGCCUUUUGGCAAACACUUUGCCUUAGAAGGCAAGGCAGCAGCAUUUGGAGUGGGUACUCUUCACCUACCACCCCAACUUGCUGAAGUGCAGCUUGAGGCUAGGAACUGUUCCACUUAGCUUCCAAAAAACCAAAGGUGAUAGCUCUUCAAAAGUAAUAUAAGGCAUACUACAUUGGCCAAAGUCAGAGGUGACGGACACCACUGCCUUUUGGAGUUAGGCCUACUGAUCUAUGAAAUGGAAUUAUUCAGAUAUUUCAUGCUGAAAGGUAGAGGGAGAUGUCUUGAUUUCUCCUGAAAAGUGAACUGCUUUCUUACCUUUUGUACUGUACAUGAGUCUUGCAGGUGACAACUCAGGUGAACCAACAGUGAAGUUCACUUAAUUAAAUCACCUGGAUUCUGCAUUUCUGUAACCUCUUCAGCCUCCUCUGUUAGCAAGCCCAUGCUGAUUGCACAAGACUCUUGUUUACUUCCAUAAUGGAUGCCUAACACACCCUGGUACGAUGGGGGAGGCUCUUGGACAUAAUCUCCUAACUAGUCUCCAAUAAAAGUCUUAUUAAACAAAA